This is a messenger RNA of Strongyloides ratti, 2883 nucleotides long. Its product is annotated as Homeobox protein cut. NCBI's taxonomy places the organism in Eukaryota, Metazoa, Nematoda, Chromadorea, Rhabditida, Strongyloididae. The record is from RefSeq and is a predicted model, not a curated record. The transcript is spliced from 2 exons. The coding region runs from base 1 to 2883 and encodes 960 amino acids. Gene Ontology annotation, biological process: regulation of DNA-templated transcription. Gene Ontology annotation, molecular function: DNA binding; DNA-binding transcription factor activity, RNA polymerase II-specific.
AUGAGCACAGAAAGUAUGAAAAUAGAUUGUAAUACAACAAAAAGUAGUAGUGAAAAUGAACACACUAAUGGAAUUGAUUAUAAGGAAAAAUAUGAAAGAAUUCUUAAAAUUAAUCAAGAAUUAGAAAGUAAAUUAAAAGCAAUGAAAGAAGAAUUUUAUCGUAAAGAAUCUAUAAAUGUUUCAAAGACAUCUGAAAAUGAAAUAAGAAUCAAAGAAUUACUUGAAGAAUUAGAUAGAAAUGCAUUAUUAGUUGAGAAACUUCAAAUAGAAGUUAGUGAAUUAAACAUUCAAUUACAAAAAGAAAAAGAUAAAAAUUUUCAAUUAUCUAUUACAACAACAAAACAAAAUAAUGAUGGAUGUAAAAAGUGUUACCAUGGUAAUACUACUAAUUCAUUUUCAUUAACUAAGCAUAAUAGAAAAGAAAAUAAUGCACCAUUACCCAAUUCUGAUAUCAUUAUUAAUGAGUUAAAAAAUUUUAUUGAAAAAAAUAAUUCUAAUAAUAAAAAUUGUAAAGAUGAUAAUGAUGAUAUGAAAGCACAUAAUGAAUUAUUUAAUGCACUUACUGGAAAUCAUAGUAAAAAUGAUAUCAAUGAUCUCAAUACUUCAUCAAAUUCUAAUAUCAAUUUUGAUACUAAAGAUCUUUUAAAAUUAUUCCAAGUUGCUGUUAAUGGAGAUAAUUCUACUACUACUUUAAAUACUACUUCUACUACAACACCAACAAAUAAUACAACAACAGCAACAACAACAACAACAACAACCUCCUCUACUACAACAACUAGCUCAUUAAGAAAAAUUGAUGAAGGAAAUAUUAAUCAAGGUUUACAAGAUUCUAUUGUUAUUGCAAAUUUAAAAAAUAGACUUAUUGAUAAUAUUAGAAAUCUUGGUACACAAGCAUUAAAUACUGAAGUAAUAGCUAGAGAAUGUAAAAGAUUAAUGACAGCUUACAACAUUGGUCAAAGACUUUUUGCUAAAGUUAUUAUGAAUCAAUCACAAGGAACAGUUAGUGAAUUAUUAUCUAAACCAAAACAUUGGAAUAAUUUAACUGAUAAAGGCCGAGAUGCAUUUAGAAGAAUCUAUGGUUGGAUUAGUGAUGAAGAAGCUAUUGCAACAUUAUAUUCAUUAUCACCAAGAAAAGUUUCUAGUGCUGUUACUGAUACUAUUGAACAUCCAACACCAAAAUCAUUAUGGGAUCUUGAAAAUACAGCACAAUUUCCUAAUAAUUUUAUGUUUACUGAGGAGAAAAGUGAUAAUAUUGUUAAUAAAAAUGUUGAUAAUAUUUCUAAUAAUACUCCUUCAACACAUUCUCCACCUGAAAGUGAUUGUGAUUUGUCAUCAUUGGCAAAUGUUAAUUUAUCAGAAAUAAGUUUAACAAAAGUAAUGGAUUUAUUAGGAUCACCAAUUGGAAAGAAAGAAGAAAUACCAACAAAACAACCACAUUAUAAACAUAAAGUAACAAACAUAACAAUUAAUGAAAUUCCACGAUUAACAUAUGAUGAAACUGGUUUUGAAGGUAUGCUUCAUACAGAAUUAGUAUGUAAAGAAAUUCGUGAUUUUAUUAAUAAACAUAAUUGUUCACAAAAAAGUUUUGCUGAAAUGGUUCUUAACAUGUCACCAGGUGCUGCUAGUGAUGUUAUUACAAAACCAAAACCAUGGAAAUGUUUAACACCAAAAGGUAGAGAACCAUAUAUUAAAAUGCAAUUAUUUUUGGAAAUGAUGCAAAAAAUUGAACCUAAAGUUUGUAAAGAAAAUAAAGAAAAAAAUGAAAAUAUUACAAAUAAUAAUGUAACAAUAACAAACAAAAAAGAAGAUUCUCCACUUUGUUCACAAUCAGAAAAUAUUGGUAAUGAAAUUGUUGAUACAAAAUUAUUAGUUGAUAAUAUAAAAGUAAUAUUAAGAGCAGCUAAGGUAUCAGAUGCAUCAUUUGCAACAAAAUAUAUGGGAAUGGGACCAGCUAUUUUUGAGGAAUGUUUAAAAAAUCCUCGUCCAUGGAAUACAUUGUCAGCUCAUCAAAAAAUUCCUUAUACAAAAAUGAAUAAUUUGAUGAAAGAUAAAGAAUUAUUAGGUCGUUUCUUAAAAGAAGGUCUUCAAGCAUUACCAUCUAUUAAAUCUUCAACACCAUUAUUUGAUAAUGAAAUAAUUAAUUCUAAAACAGCAGAGGCAAAUCUUCUUAAUACUAUUAGUCAAACAUUUGGUUCAACAACUGAAAAUAAAGAUACACCUUUAUCUGGUAAAAGGAAAGCUCAACCACCAGCUAAAUUUGAUGAUAGUCCACCAAGUAAAAAAAGAACUCCAAGAUUUCAAAGAACUAUUAUUACAACACAACAAAAAGAAAUAUUAUUAUAUGUUUAUGCACAUGUUAGACAUCCAUCUGCCAGAUUAAUUGAUAUAUUAGCUAAAGAGAUUGAUUUAAAUGCUAGAACCAUUACUAAUUGGUUUCAUAAUUAUAGGACACGUCAAAAGGCAAAAGAAACCCAAUUAGCUGCUGAAGGAAUAGAUCAUGCAGAGCAAAUAAAAAGUGAAAUUUUAUCUGAAACAAAAGAUAAAACUUAUUAUUUAAAAUUAACAGAAAUAAUAGAAGAAGAUUUAGAAAUAUGUGCUAAUGGUGGUACAUCAACAUCUACUAAUAAUAGUAACUUUGGUACUCCAAAUAAUAAUGAUACUAAUGGUAAUUCAAAUAUUUCAUCAACAAAUAUUAUGGAUAAUGUUAGUGGAAGUUUACCAUUAAAUUUAAAUUUUUCUUCUCUUAAUGAUAGUGGUGAUAGUAUUAAAGAUGAUAAAAGUGAUUCGGGUUCUAAUAAUAGCAGUAAAACAUUAAAAGUAAAUACUUUACAUUCAAUAAUUGCUAAUCUUCAUACUGCUAAAGGUAGUAUUACAGCUGAAUGA